AUGGCUCCCGAGAAGCCGAAGAACCCCAGAGCAUGGGAUGCCCUCACGCCGCCGCUGUCGCAAUGGGUCCUGGAUGCCGUCUCCAGCAUGGGCUUUGAGCGCAUGACGCCCGUCCAAGCCAGCGCAAUCCCGCUCUUCAUGGGUUACAAGGAUGUCGUCGUGGAAGCUGUAACAGGCAGCGGAAAGACCCUGUCCUUCCUGAUCCCGCUUGUCGAGCGUCUUCUGCGCCUAGAGGAGCCGCUCAAGAAGCACCACGUCGGCGCCAUUGUCGUCGCUCCUACAAGAGAGCUAGCAACUCAGAUACACGCCGUCCUCGCAUCUCUCCUUGCAUUCCAUGCUCCCUCUGCCGCCGCAUUACAACCCCGCGACGAGACCUCGACUGGCGACGAGAAGCCCACCUUUCCCUCUUCGACCCUCAAAGUGAUACCCCAGUUGCUUCUCGGUGGAAAUACCACACCCGCCCAAGACCUUAGCACUUUUCUCAAAACCUCUCCCAACCUGCUCAUUGCCACUCCCGGCCGACUCCUCGAACUCCUCUCCUCUCCGCAUGUACACUGCCCGCAAUCGUCGUUUGAGGUCCUAGUCAUGGACGAGGCCGACAGAUUGUUGGAUCUUGGCUUCAAGGAUGACCUGCAGAAGAUCCUGCAGAGAGUGCCCAAGCAAAGGCGCACCGGCCUGUUUAGUGCCAGCGUGAGCGAGGCCGUGUCGCAGCUCGUUCGCGUUGGUCUGAGAAAUCCGAUCCGCAUCGCAGUCAAGGUCAAAUCCGCCUCCGGAGCCCUUGACAAGCGCACCCCGGCAUCUCUGCAAAUGAACUAUCUUCUCACACCUCCCUCUCACAAACUCCCGGCUGUCGCAAAACUCCUCUCCACCCUCUCCCCAACUCCUCAAAAAUCCAUCAUCUACGUCUCCACAUGCGCUGGUGUCGACUACUUCCAACAUGUCCUCCCCGCAUUACUAACCACAGUCACCGUUGUCCCCUUACACGGAAAGCACCCCCAAAACGUGCGCGACAGAAACCUCAAGCGCUUCACCGAGAGCGUCUCCCCCACCGUGCUCCUCACCACCGACGUAGCCGCCCGCGGCCUCGACAUCCCCCUCGUCGACCUCGUCAUCCAAAUCGACCCGCCCUCCGACCCCAAAACCUUCAUCCACCGCUGCGGCCGCGCCGGCCGUGCCGGACGCCGCGGCCUGGCCGUCACCUUCCUGACGAAAGGCACCCACGAGGAGGACUACAUCCCCUUCCUCGCCGUGCGGCAAACGCCCGUCACGCCCCUGACGCAUCCGAGCGUCGAGACCACCGAGGCGGAGGCGCAGGAGGCGUCGCGAACCAUCCGCGACCUGGUGCUCACGGACCGCGCCAUCCACGACAAGGCCCAGCGCGCCUUCGUCAGCUGGGUGCAGUCGUACAGCAAGCACGCCGCGAGCAGCAUCUUCCGCGUGCAGGACCUGGAUUGGAAGCAGCACGGCGAUGCGUGGGGGCUGCUGAAGAUGCCCAAGAUGCCCGAGACGAAGAAGUGGGACGGCGAUUGGAAGCUGGGCAUGUCGAUCGAUUGGGACGGUUUCAGGUUCGCGGAUAAAGUCCGCGAGAAGCAUCGGAGGGAGGAGGAGGCGAGGGCGAAGGAGGCGGCGGAGAACGGGACGGUGGAGGAGGAGCAGAAUCAGAAGAAGCGGAAGGGCGGGAGGGACAAUGCGUGGAGCGAGCAGCGGGAGGCGAAGAAGCUGAGGGAGGAGAGGAGGGAGAAGAGGCAUAAGAAGAAGGAGGGGGAGAGGAAGAAGAAGUUGACCCCUGAGGAGCGGAAAAAGGAGGAUGAGGUCAAGGCCAUGAUCGAGAAGGUCAGAGAGCAGGCCAAGAUAUCGAAUGCGGACGAUGAAGAGGAGUGGGAGGGGUUUGAUUGA
This is a messenger RNA of Diplodia corticola, 1896 nucleotides long. RefSeq names its product atp-dependent rrna helicase spb4. The record is from RefSeq and is a predicted model, not a curated record. Gene Ontology annotation, molecular function: ATP binding; RNA helicase activity; nucleic acid binding. NCBI's taxonomy places the organism in Eukaryota, Fungi, Ascomycota, Dothideomycetes, Botryosphaeriales, Botryosphaeriaceae. Gene Ontology annotation, cellular component: nucleolus. Bases 1 to 1896 code for a protein of 631 amino acids. The transcript has 2 exons.